UGGGGGCGCCGGGCGCUGUCACGUGCCGGAGCCCCGCUCGCCGCUGCGGAGCCGGAGGAGCUGGACGGGGCCACGGAGCCGGGACGGGGCCGGGGGGCUGCGCCGGGGCCGGCGGCGAGCGGGGUGAAUUGCAGAAAGUGAUUCCCAGAGCAUCUUGGCUGUAUGAACUCUUGAGCUGUCAAGGGACUGAGAGGCUUAUGAAGAGGUUCUGUCAGGCAAAACAGUGCUUAGCAAAGACACCAAGGAGGAGGGAAAAGGAGAAAGGGAGGGAGAGAGAGCUGAAACACUAACAAACCAUGAGAUCUAUCCGAUCUUUUGCUAAUGAUGACCGCCAUGUAAUGGUGAAACAUUCAACCAUUUAUCCAUCUCCAGAGGAACUUGAAGCUGUCCAGAACAUGGUAUCAACAGUAGAAUGUGCCCUUAAACAUGUCUCUGACUGGAUGGAUGAAAAGAACAAGUCUACAAAAUGUGAGGGUGAUAUGGAAGCAAAGGAGGAAGCUGCGGAAAGCAAUGCCAAGGAUCAAGGUGGUCGGACGUUGUGUGGUGUUAUGAGAAUUGGCUUGGUUGCAAAGGGCUUGCUGAUAAAAGAUGAUAUGGAUCUGGAGCUGGUUCUCAUGUGCAAAGAAAAACCCACAAAGACCUUGUUAUGUAUAGUUAAAGACAAUCUCCCAGCUCAAAUUCAGAAACUUACAGAAGAGAAGUAUCUCGUGGAGGAGCAUGUAAAUGAGGCAGCUAUUAUUAUUCGUAACACAAAGGAACCCAAGCUAACUUUGAAGGUGAUACUUACAUCCCCUCUCAUUCGAGAUGAAGCAGAGAAGAAGGAAGGAGUAGAUAAUGUUGCGAUGAAAGAUCCUCCGGACUUAUUGGACAGGCAGAAAUGCCUGGAGGCCUUGGCGUCUCUGCGGCACGCCAAAUGGUUUCAGGCCAGGGCAAAUGGACUAAAAUCAUGUGUAAUUGUCCUUCGUAUUCUGCGGGAUUUGUGCAACAGAGUCCCCACAUGGGCACCACUGAAAGGAUGGCCACUCGAGCUUAUAUGUGAAAAAUCUAUAGGUACUUGUAAUAGACCUUUGGGCGCUGGGGAAGCAUUGCGACGAGUGAUGGAGUGUUUGGCAUCUGGAAUUCUGCUUCCCGGAGGCCCUGGUCUGCAUGACCCCUGUGAACGGGAGCCAACAGAUGCUUUGUCUUAUAUGACAGUUCAGCAAAAAGAAGCCAUUACGCACAGUGCUCAGCAUGCCCUCAGAUUAUCAGCCUUUGGUCAGAUCUAUAAGGUUUUGGAAAUGGAUCCCCUCCCAUCAAAUAAGUCAUUUCAGAAAUAUUCCUGGUCAGUAACUGACAAAGAAGCAUAUCCAUAUUACAAGGAAAUUUAUACCCUAGGUACAGGCUCAUCUGCUCUUAAGAGACCAUUUGAAGAUAGUGUCGGGGACGAUAAAGAUCCAAAUAAAAAGAUGAAGCGUAAUCUGAGGAAAAUACUAGAUAGUAAAGCAAUAGAUCUCAUGAAUGCUCUGAUGAGGCUGAACCAAAUCAGGCCAGGGCUUCAGUAUAAGCUGCUGUCACAGUCUGGUCCAGUCCAUGCCCCAGUCUUCACAAUGUCUGUAGAUGUUGAUGGUACGACAUAUGAAGCAUCAGGACCUUCUAAGAAAACAGCCAAGCUCCAUGUGGCAGUGAAGGUUUUACAAGCAAUGGGGUAUCCAACUGGUUUUGAUGCAGAUGUGGAGUGUAUGAGUUCUGAUGAAAAAUCAGAUACUGAAGGUAAAAAUGAAACAACGUCUUCAAUCUCAAGCAAUAAUACUGGAAAUUCCACAGCUGACACCUCCGCUACCCUAGAGGUAAGAACUCAGGGUCCUAUACUCACAGCAAGUGGCAAAAACCCGGUGAUGGAGCUCAAUGAAAAAAGAAGAGGUCUGAAGUAUGAGCUCAUCUCCGAGACUGGUGGAAGCCAUGACAAGCGCUUUGUGAUGGAGGUAGAAGUAGAUGGGCAGAAGUUCAGAGGUGCAGGCCCAAAUAAGAAAGUAGCAAAAGCAAGUGCUGCAUUAGCAGCACUUGAAAAACUGUUUUCUGGGCCUAAUGCAGCAAACAACAAGAAAAAGAAGAUUCUUCCUCAGACUAAAGGGGUUGUCAAUACAGCUGUUUCUGCAGCGGUCCAGGCUGUUCGAGGCAGAGGACGAGGUGCUUUAACACGAGGGGCAUUUGUUGGGGCAGCUGCUGCUACUGGAUACAUAACACCAGGCUAUGGAGCACCGUAUGGGUACAGUACUGCUGCACCAGCUUACGCCAUAUGCACUUGUAUAAAAUAAGCAGAAAUGUAGUGACUGUAAGCUGAGAUCGUGAUAUAAAAGCAUAAAAAGCUGUAUUGACACUCAAGUGUCAGGCACUGCAUUCCUUGCAUACCAGUGGAAAACAUUUGGGUAGGUACCAAAGCCACAGCCAUGGCCUGCACUGAAAGCCGUACCAUGUUUAUAGGUACGUGGAAUAAAAAUGAGAAGUGGAAUGUGUGAUACUAACUAACUAAUAAAAAGAGAAAUUAUCUCCCUAAACUAUUAAAGCUAAACUCCAACUGAAAAAUGAAAGACUUUGACGAUAUUACAGUUCAAAUCUGCAGAGAUCAAAUUGUAUUAGGCCAAAUUAAUUCAUGAAGCAGCCAGGUUUGCUUUCCUCUUGUGGGUGCAGUGGGAGGAGAGGAAGGCAGGCAGGCAGUGGUUUAACUCUGCAUGAAUAAUUUGCUUAGCUGUGGUUUUCUAAAGCUAGAAAUUAGGAUACAGCCAUCCAUAAAUAAUUAUUUUCAGUUCUGUAGUAAAUGUUUUAACAAAUAUUUUACUUGGAUUAAAAUGGUUUUGGAUUAUGACCUAUAUGGUGCACAUGAUAUGUGUAGUUUUAAAAUACUAAGUUUUUUUUUAAUUUGCUUUUAUAUAACCUUGUGUUAUACAAAGUUGCAGAGUACAGUACUGCACAACUGCAGUACUUGCAGUACUUGAAGUUGCUGGAAACAACUCUCUUUAUAUAAAAAUGGUUAAAAAAAAAAAAAAGGUGAAAGGGAGGGAGUUGAUGUUCCAUUAGCAUUUUAGGGUCUCAAUUCAGAGAUGAAAGCAUAAAAAACCCUGACUGAUCACAGUUUAUACUGAUAUAAAACAGGAAAACACUUGGUACGGAGUAUGUAGUAGUAGAUCAGGCCCAAAGCUUGUUGUUUUGCAUCAAAAUAUAACAGCAAAAAUAAACUAUAUUUCAUUUCAAUAUUGAAACAUCAAAUUCACUAAAUAACUGCAUGUGUAGGUUAUCCAUAACUCAGGAUAUGUCUGGAUAGAAUUCAUAGGCUGAUGUAGAAAAAUAGCUGUUAAAUAUUGUUAGCUUUGCUGCUGUGGGCAAAAACCUGACCUUGCAAGUGGCCUGUAUAUUUGCACCUGGGGAAUUGAACUUAAGGAACUGUACCAGUGACUUGCCCACAAAAGCACAUAACCAUUUGAUUACAUUUGCAGGUGCAAUUGAUGAGCCAUCAGAAUGUCCUUCCCAUUUGGUGGUGCAGAUUUUCAUCUGCUGUUAUGUUCAAGGUGCAAACUUGGGGCUUGGUCUGAAGCUCACUUAAAAUUAAAUUCAUUCUUUCAGCCUGUCAGGCUAAGCAGUCCUCAUAGUGGAGCAGCAGGCUGCUCCGUUUCCUUUGGAAAACAGUAUUUUUAUAUGCGUCAAGGCAAUGUUAAGGUGCAUUAUAAUGAACUUCUCUUGAGUAUUCCUUUCCUAGGCUUAACUGACGUCAGUCUGACAAGCACUGUCCAGUUCAAAGACUGAUUAAUAAAAUGUCUUGCUGACUCUUAUUUGAUCUGUUUCUUUGUGGCCUGUACUUGGCAGCUUAAUCCAUUUGUAUUGGUUUCCAUCAGAAUGGCUUUGACUGAAUUUCCAUAUUUUUCUGUCAUUACCCUUUUAACUCUUACAGUUGUAAGCAUUCCACUCUUCUGCUUUUUUUUUUUACAUUCUCACUUUGUUGGAUCUUGUCUUUCACUGAAAAGAUACUAAACUUCUCUAAUACAUUUUUGUUGGUAAUGUGAGUACUUAUGUCUGAAAUUUGUUGCCUUGCCUUUGCUGUGCCCAUUCUCAGUAGGACAGACACCAUUUCCUGACAUGUGAAGUACGCAGUGUACAUAAGACUCCUAAAUCCUGGGUUUUGUUGCCACUUGGAAUGGGUGGUAAGAUCCUAAGGUGCAAGAUUGCCUAGGAACCCGUCUCAUUGACAGUAGAACUUGAGCAAAACAUUUCUGUGAAGUGUCAUGGAUGUAGGCUCCUUAAGUGCCUAAUUUAUUGGCGUUGGAGAAAACAGUGAAAUUCUAACAUUGGGUAACAUCUGCUUGAUUGAUGUUGCAACAAGCACUGUUUUGCUAAGGCAGAACUAGAAACUCCUUUCUUUUGCAUAAUACUUGCAGGUUUCCUUUUAAAAGCCUCCUCACAGGAGCAUGGUCUAAAGUGCCUUUUCUGUGAGAUUAGAGGUCUGUUUUAUGGCAACCAAGCUUUGUAUUUCUGGAUAUACCCAAUAGCCAAAUAUGUAAACCUGGUUCUGUAUGCUUUGUGCAGCUGCUAGUAUCAUUGCCUAUUUUGUUAGUACCUUUUCAGUGAAGCAAAAAUAUUAUUUUGUAGUUUAAAUUUCUGGUUCAUGGAAAAGAAUUCUGAAAAAGUUCCUUUCAAUUAGUACGUACAUAAAUAGGACACCAGGAAAAGUCUGUGCCUGUACACCACCCACCUUAACUCUAGUUUUAGCUAACCAGAUGAUAGUGUGUAUUUUGGGAGAUGGUGUCUGGCACUUAAAGGAUUAAAAGACGCCAGAGCUUUACAAGAAAGAAUUGACCUGUUUAAUGUGUUAUCUGUAUUGGAGGUGAAUGGCACUACCAUUGACUUUGAAGCUCACAGUUGUUCUUCCAGUGGUCUGCUUGGUUAACACUGAGGAAAGCGAGGCUAUUUACAGAAUAGGGAGAUUAAAAUAUAGACUGUUCCACUGUUAUAACAGCAUUUGUUUGCUGUUAGCCACACUUGCAUCAAACCCAUCAUCAGGAAGGUACAUGCUUUCCCUUUCUACUAGUUUGGGUUUCGUGGCACCACAUAAGAGAGAAAUGUAUGUAUAAAGCAGCCUGUUGCACUGACUGUUGUCUGAAGUGCCUGUGCAGGACAGCAGUUCUCUCUGGCCUAUCUAUCCUUCAGAAAAUUGAAUCCCAAUUGACUUCUUACACAGUUGUAGCAUUGGUGUAAAAGCAGCAGCACUGGUAUGACCUUGCAAUGAGGUCAGAUAUUCUAGAAGCAGUGUUUUCCUUUGGUUUGAAAUAGGUGAAAGCUAGACAGAAGUAUUGUUUAGAAAUUUGUCAGCACAUGACUUCAGGAGACACCUGGUGUUACCAUACAUAUGAUACCAAUCAGCUGGUAGCUCCUCUCCGAAAGUGUCAUAGCUCUGCAAGGAGUUGGCACUUCCAUUUCACCAGCUGCAAUGGUCAAAGAACUCGAGUUUUAAACAGCAGUCUUUAGAGGUGGAAAGCCUGAAGUACCAUGUACUGCUAACCAUACCUCAGCUUUUUCCUCCUGAUGGGUGAGUGGCAGCUGGAAUACUUGUCAUUUUCACAGAUAUGCAACUGUGAAUUUUGAAGAAAUAAGGUAUUUAAUAAAGUAGGACUUCAAUCCUACUUUGCCAGUGAUAUGAGCUUUCUCUGAGCAUGUUCUGUCUAGAGAAGGUUUUAAGGCAACCAGAUUGGUCUGGAGGGCUUGGCUAGCUGAAAGCAUGGUACAUGAUUCUUCCUGCCAUCAUGUCCUCUCUCUGCCAGUGCUUGCUGUCUUCCUUAAGCACACAUUCAGGAGUUGGAACAUGGUCACCUUAUUCCUGGGCAUUGUGCCAGUUGGAUGGAGGGAGGCCAGCCUAUGCUUAUGAAGGGAAUGUGUAACAUGCAGCCUCUGUUGUCCAAGCAAUUUCUGUUGGAUGCAGUGCACAAUCCAACCCUCACAAAGGCAAUUUAGUGCCUGGGUAGGUGGUUCCUAAUCUGUCUAAUUGGCUGUCAUGUAGCCAGUGUGAGCUAAUUAGAUGAUUCAGCAAUUGUCAUGGCUCCCACUUAAUGUGCUGUGAACCCUGCUGCUGUGACUUUUGCUGCAGUUAAAUACCUUUGCUUCUCUGAAUUCUGUCCUCUUUCCCUGCCUUUUCUGAUCACCUUCUAGUAUCCCAGUAAAUAACUGAUUCUCUCAAAUUACGGAAUUGUUACAUAGAAGUUUAUAGAUUCUUAAAAACUUUUAAUCAGCCUACAGAGAGCUUCAGAGAAACAGGUUUUCCUACAAAUAUUUCAACUUAUUCAUGUGCCAAGGGACUAUUUCUACUCAUUUACAAAGAUCUGUGAAAACUACUCUGGGAUCUCUAGAGACUAUGAUUCUUUCUUUGAGAACAUUUGCCUUCUGGUAGGAAAAAAAGAUUUAAAGUGUGUCUUACUCAAUAAAAGACUAUGCCCUCUAGCCACUGAAAGAACUUAAUUGGGGAAUUAAUCCUUGACCACAAGUUCCUUGCAUUAUUAGGAAGUAGAAAAUGAAGAAAGAGUGGCAUGAAGAUUUUUCAAGUGGUCUAGGAAGAAAAUCUCCUGUUUGUUGGCUGUUCAGCUAUGGGCCCUCGAUCUCUUAGCAUUUCUUCUAAAACUCCAAGAUAGCAAGAAAUGUGAGCAGCUUUAACAUACCAUCCCUGAUCCAGUCCCAGCAAUGUCCUUGGAGAGUGAGCCUGGCAGUCCCUGUCUUUUCAGUUACCGAUCCCCUCAAAGAAACAGUGUCCCUUGCUUCAUUUGUAAUUUUGCAUCAGCACUUCUGAGAGCCUGUAGAUCAUCACAGUCUAGAGAUGGGAUUCCUGAACAUCUCUCCAGAAUUGUAUAAAUGAAGAGCAAGCAGACAAUAUAGUAUUUCAGUCUCAUCUCAGACAAAAUUGCAGGUUUCCAUCUGCCUCUCUUGCUUGGUAGGCUAAGGUUCGCUCAUUCGAUAUUAGAACUUCUUGCCUUCAGCUAAAUUCUCUGUAGACAGUUGCCUGUUACUUAAUCAAGGGAAAAAACAUGUCCCAGCUUCAGAUGAGUUCCAAGUCACAGAACCAGCUUACAAAAACGGCUACUAUUUCCGGUGGCUCUGGGAAACAGCACAAGAAGUAUGCUGCAGUAGAUUCUUUUGGAUACAUGAUGAGAUAUGUAAAUAGGAAGUUCAGAUUGUUGUUCUCAGUCAUGAAGCUGACUAAGACCUCACCUCUCUGGCAUCAAAAGAAUGAAAAUGAUCUCCCUGCUGGAUUCACUGAGGAGUUCUGUUAAGAACGGUUGCACUGUCUUAAAAACCAGUAACUCAGCUUGAAUGUUCAGGGGACAGACCCUCUCAGACUUCCUGCUGAAUAAAUCUGUUGAAAAAUGAGAUACUUCAUUGACUUGUUUAAAGCAAAGCAAAGGGAUAUUGUAGCUGCAUUCACUGUCUAUAGUACACGAGACAGCCUGUCUAACAGCUCAUUGGUUUAUUCUUCUGUUUUAGCACAUCUAGUUUGCUGUGAAUCUGAUUGUUACUGUAAAGUGGAAAUUCUGUUAUAGUCAUUUUAGAGCAAUUCACCAGAGAAACUCGGCACUGAAGUCCUGUGCAUAUGGAUUGUGGCAGCACUUUUCACCUGUACUUUGUUUUGAAUGUUAACCACUUAAGCUAGUAAUUAAGCAUUUGGCAUUUAAUUGUCAUCACAAAGCUGUUUUAUUACUUAAUCCCAGAAGUUAUGUCUCCUUAGCUUUAUUUGUGUCAUCUAAAUCCAUACCUAUUAAUGUCCAGGUUUUCCAGUGCUCCUGAAACAUCUUCCUUUUUCCCAUUCUGCUCAUAGAAAUGAGACCGAUUCUGUUGUUUGUUUGUAACUGAUGUUUAUGGUAAUACAAAAGCAUGAGUAGGACACAUGUGCCUGCUCUUCCAGUCUGGGGUCUUCUAGGAGAAAGGGUGCUUUUUCUGCUAGGCCUGUCUGAUACAGUGUAGGCAAUGCAAUGCCUUACCAGACGUAGCUGUGUGAGUUUUGUAAGAGAAAACUUCAUCACAGUAUAAGAUUUAAAUUCAGUAAAGUGAUUUUUUUUCUCCAAUUCCUGUGGCUGCAUGAAACAUUCAGACCACAUGUUUACCUUGAUGUUUAAGAGGAGCUGAAUGUCCCAAAGUGUUAUGUGGAAAGGAGCACUUCUGAAGCAAAUUUCUUAUUUUGGAUGUUGUUUUAUCUUGUAUUUGGUGCCUUAACUCUGUACAAUCUAAGGUCAUAUAUACUGUACCACAGGUAGUUUAAUAGUUAAGUGUAUUUUAAAAGAACCUGUCAAGCCUACUUUAUAGAAACUGUUGCAAAGACUGAAGCUUUCUCAGUAGGAGAGUUCUCUUCCGUGUUUAAUAAUCCAUUGAUAAACAAGAGUUGCAAGAAUUUAAAGAGCAUAUAAAAAUUUUAACCACAGAUUGAGACUGAAUUUAUCCGAUUUCUAACUGCAAAGGUUUGUGCCAAUAAGAAAAUUAAAGGUACAGUCUCUAUGCUGUGUAAGUAAACAUCAAAAUGUUUUAUAGCUAGCCAGAAGUGCAUGUUUGUGAAAACCUCUGGACUGUUAUCUCUACUAGAACAAAUUACACUAAUUCUAAAAGGCAUUAAUUGAAUGCAAUUGGCUAUCCUUCAUUCAUUUGUACAGGAGAGUUGGAAUGAGCAAGAAUUGCAAUUAAUUUUUAAUUCCAAAGUAGCACAUGGACUUAAGCCUCAUCCCUGCCUCUUACCUGGAUCUAGAAGCUCCAGGUGCCUUAUGCUGCUUUGCAGUUGGCGAGGUGUAGUGCAGCUUCUACUUGAACACAUGCUUGCUGAAUGCAUCUGGUCCUGGUAGAAUGGACUGAGGCAAGAGAGAGAGAAGAGAAGAUGAAGCUAGAAUGCCCUUCUCCAGUCUUAAACGUUGAUCAUCAUAGAUAGGAAGUUGGAGGAAAGUUGCACUGCCUUUUCCAAGUCCAUUAAUAGAGUCUGUGGUAAAACCAGGACAUUUAUGUCUACUGUGGUAAACCAGCAGUCUUAGUAUACUAAGAGCAGGGGGAGACUGUAUUGUUUUUUCAAUAGUUUAUAAGAAAUGAGAUAAGAGGUUUAAGCCAUCCAUAUAGCAGCUGCUAGUGAUGUUGCUACAGGAGAUUAAUGGGUUUUUUUCUGUUCAGUAAACAAGUUCAGGAUGGAAGGUUUUCCAGAGGAGGAAGAACAGGAGAAAUCCAAUGAACAAAUUCUGUUUCCUGAUGCAGCCCUAUCCAAAACAGGGAGACUGCUCCAGGCAGUAUAUAUAGCACGCAACUGAAUUUGGGGAGGGAAAGGAGUAAUAGUAGUUUCCCUUAAAGGAAUACUAGUAACUCAUUUCUACAGUGCCCACAGUCUUCUAGACAACUUGCUUUUACACAGAACAGCAUGACAACAAGGGAAAGCAGAUACUGCUUCCACAACUACACGUUGUAAUGUAUGUAUUUCAGGUCACCAAUAUUGGUGUAACUAGUUAUGACAAAGUAGGUUCAUCUUACCAGAAAAGCGUAUUUUGACGUUCUAUCCACUAUUUUUUUAAGCUAGAGGGGGUUAAUUAUAGCACUCAUCUGUUUUGAAGGGAGAAGAGCACAAGGUAAGUUUUAAUUUCAUACUUUGAAGCUGCUAUGAGUAAGUUGAUUAACAGUAUUCCAUGGAAACAACCUGAUGUACUUACUUAUUUUCUUUGUGCUCAUUUCUACGUUCUUAGAAAAGCACAAGCUUGUGUAAGCAUAAUCAAUACAAAGUUACUCAGGGUACUGUGUCAUCUCAGCAGUGGACACUAACUGCAUCUUAAGUCAAUAGGCACAUAUAAAUCAAGCUUAAUUAAGAGGAACAGAACAUCUUGGCAGGUCUUGCUUUACUACUGGCACUGUUACAAUUUAAUGAUCUAUGCAUAUGGAAAUGUGUGUAUUGCUGCACUCCCAAUAGAACCUGUAGUUCUGUAAGGGCAUCCUGUAAACUAACAAAGUAAAAUGUAGUCAGUGGAGGAGAGAGAGUGGUGUUCUUUCACUAUUUCCACAAAGAACUGUUUAUAAGCAGACAGAAAGUGAUACUGCUCAAAGCAGAAUAAUGGUGGGCUGAAGAACAGCAUUCAGAGUAAUACAGCUUUUGAAAAGUUAGUGAUUAUAUGAAUUUAAUUAUGAAAAUUCUAAUUUGCUGUACAGAUUAUUUCCUGUGUUUUCAAACUAGUAUCACUGCUUCCCUCCUCAAAAUAACAGGAUAAAACAAGUGUAGUUUUCUAGUAACAUCUAUUGCAUGGAAAUAUACAUAUACUGGAAGAAAACGGAAGCUGUACUGCAGAGAGCAUAUUCAACUACAGAGCCAUUCUCUGGGCAAUGCUGCAUAAUUUAAGAGUGGGUAAAUAUGCCUUCAGGGACAACACAACACAGAACAGAUGUUUAAAAAAAAAAAAAAUGGAAAAAAAAGCCUCGAAACUUUGUCAUGUCAUACAUUUAUGCUUCCCUGAAAAAGGGACAGGUACAUUCAUACGCACUUAGUGAUUUAUACAUCAGACAUCAUAAAGGUCCUUAAGAGCGAAUGUUUUAAAGCUAGUCUCCUUUUGGACAGAAAAGGGAGGAAGUUGACUCUGUCUUCCAGUUCCAAAGUGCAGUGUCUUAUUUCUCAUCCUAACCCUAAGUCAAUAUUUAUUGAUCGAACUGACUAAGCUUUUUAGGUUGACAAGCUCUCUACGAAGCAAUUCUGUUCUCUCAAGCCUCUGCAGGGGCCAGCAACUGGUGCUUAACUGCUACUUCCACUCCAGAAUGUCACCCGUCCUCCAGCUGUCCCAGAGCCAUGCUGGGACACUUGCACUUCUAAGAGAGCAACACUGCUGUGGGGGGACUGUCAAAAGCACUGAAAUACUACAGCAGAGCAAGUCCCAGUGGGCUGUAUGUAUGCUUUUUAAGUCCUGUCCAGUUCUUGGUGACAAAGUUGAGCAUGAAACCUGUACUGCCAAAUGUACCAGCCCCUUAAUGAAAAGGACAUCUAUGGGAAGCAGUCUCAGAAGUGGAGAUUUUGAGGAAAGGCUGGUGUUUUCCAAGUCCAACAUGUAAGCUUUUUUUUUUUUUUUUUUUUAAAUGGUUGAGUUUCCACCCACCAAAAAAUCACCAUCAGUCAAAUCAAUUAAAACAAUUGCUGCUAAUUUGGGCUAAAACAUCCCCCUUGUAUAACCCAAACUACCACCACCCAUCCAUCUAAAGAAUUCUUAAGCAAAGCACACUCAGGAGGCAGAGCCCUGCUAAGAGUCUGCACCCUAGAAGGCAGACAGGAAAUCUGGCAGUGCAGUAUAAUGUGACUUUUCUGAUGACAGUUACUUCUACAAGACAAGGAAAAGACAGAGGCAGUGCUUUGGGGCAGCGUUUCAUGCUCAGCAAGUUUGUAGAGGGAAGGAAUGCAAUUCUAUAAAUCACUUGUACUGUAUUUCUGUUUCUAGACUUGAAUGAAUUUCACUUUUCCUUUGUGGGUCAGCAUAGUAAACAUUAAAGAAAAGGUCUAUUUUUCUAAAUCUCUUUCACCAAUAGAGGUCUGACCUGCAGCCAACAGAUGGAUUUAUUUAUCCACAGAGGACAGAGUGUUUAUUUUUACACUAAGAUUGGAUAUGGCAUUGAAUAAAAAGAAGUAUGACCUUUGAACUAUCUAAACCUUAAAUACUAUGAACAAAUUCCACAAAUGAGUAAUAUGGUGGACAAUUCCAUCUUUCUUCCCAAUAAAUCUCUCUCUCAAAAGAAGUUACCCCAAAUUAAACUUCCAAAUGAAGUACAAGAGAUCCUUGUGGUCUAAUUACAGACUACUUUCAAAAUAUUUAAGAUUUCUCCCAAUUUGUAAUCUGUAGAGAACAAUGAUGAUUAAACUAUUCCUGACUAUACUGUAAAUAAAGCAACUUCAAAUAAAGUAAGUCAGCAACAACCUUAGCUAUUUUUAGCAUUGAAAAUGUAAUCUGAACAUUCAAAUUGUCUUAAUUUGGUAGCAAUUGAGUGGGAAGAAAAAUAACUGCACACUGGUUUUUAAAUUGAGCUGUACCUACUCACUAGCCAAAAAAGCCUGCAAAUGUAAAGUAAAUGGAAUACUCUUUGUACAUUAAGUUGCUUCCUCACGUGAUACUGUACCCUGUACACUUGGCUUCAUUUGGCUUCUGUGUUGUGGUUUGUACGCCAGCCACUGUUACUGACUGUACACAACACUUGGAUCUGCACUGUUAUCUUGGUUCAUUUGCCACUGAUUGUAACCCAAUGCUACAGACUUCUCUGUAUAUAAAACCGUUACCAUGUCCCAUUUGCUUCCAACAGCAUACAAUAAAGGCUUAUCUCUGUAAACAGGAA
Messenger RNA from Aquila chrysaetos chrysaetos, 12324 nucleotides. RefSeq names its product spermatid perinuclear RNA binding protein (gene STRBP). The transcript has 19 exons. The record is from RefSeq and is a predicted model, not a curated record. Gene Ontology annotation, cellular component: precatalytic spliceosome. Gene Ontology annotation, molecular function: double-stranded RNA binding; single-stranded RNA binding. Lineage: Eukaryota; Metazoa; Chordata; Aves; Accipitriformes; Accipitridae. The coding region runs from base 297 to 2294 and encodes 665 amino acids.